Fimicolochytrium jonesii is the source of this 1943-nucleotide messenger RNA. RefSeq lists its product as uncharacterized. The record is from RefSeq and is a predicted model, not a curated record. Lineage: Eukaryota; Fungi; Chytridiomycota; Chytridiomycetes; Spizellomycetales; Powellomycetaceae. The coding region runs from base 408 to 1769 and encodes 453 amino acids. The transcript is spliced from 5 exons.
CGCUUACGUACGUUAUUGACAGCGCGGUUGUCUAAGCCCGCCUGUCGUGGCGCAAUCCCUGUUCACAGCCCAAACCCGUCAACAUGACCCAUCCAGCCACCUGGAUUGUGUCACCGAGUCUCCCGUCCCUGCACAACUCGCGCUUACAACCAUCCAGACUUUCUCUCCCUGUUCUUCUCUUCUCAAAGCCACAGCCACGGUCGACCGAUCUGAAGCAGCUCCAGGAUGUUCGCUGCGGGUAUGCGAUCCUGUAAACUGCUGCUGCUGCUGGUGCUCGAUGUCUUUUGGGAACAUCAGCCGGACAGUUGGGCUUUGAAGGCUUAUCCUAUGGCAAUGUUUUCGAAUAUCUAUGCUUCCGAGGAAUUGGAGUCCAAAUUUCAUUGGAAUGUAGGUUCCGGGAACAUCUCAUGGCCAAAAACUCAGCUCCGAAUCUGAUCUGCAUAGGAGUUGCUUUUCUGGCGGCCCUCUUCUAUGUAGUUACCGGGAUAUCAGAUCCGUCGAUAGACCCCAAAAUCGACGUGCGCAUGGUCGCCAUGGACUUUGCGCUUCUAGCGAUUGUAGCCCUCGCCCAGGGUCAACUGUGGCUGAACAAGAAAUGGGCCAUCGGCUCUCCCACCAUGAUUUCCGUAUCGCUGAAUACACUCGCCGGACUUUUCUUGUCGACAUCGUACGUCUUCAAAUUCCUCGCUCGAUGGACGGUCAAUCUGAAUAGAGAGGCUCUGGUAUCUUGGAUGUAUCGCCGUGCGCCAACGGAGUUGGUCGUCACCUGGGAUGCACUCAUGGCGCUGCAUACAGUUUUCUACCACAAGCAACUGAUGAUCAUCUGGUAUUUCGGCCUGUUCCGGCUCCUCUUGAUCUUCAUCGUCUUCAGAGACGUUUUCGAUUGGGUACAGUACGAGGGUGCGCUGCAGCUUCUGGUCAGCAUGACAUACAUUUUUGGGCUCUACCAACGGGACAGACGGGAUAGACUCAGCUUCGCGGUCGCGACGGGGAAAGUGAAAGAACGGGGCCCGAGCUGCACAACUUCGGUGGUGGUGGAAUCCCGUUUCACCCUCAAAGCCCUUAAAGCGCAUCUCCAGUCCAUCUGGACAAGCGCAUUCGCCGACACACACAAAGAGGAGAACUUCCAAUCCUACUUUGCAACCGUCUCCAAAAAGGCCGUCCGGCUCAUGUCAGUGGCCAUGAUGACCUCCAACGUCGUCUCUACCACAAACCUGUACUUCCGCUUCAAAGGCCACCGAAUGGCCGACACCGACUUCAUCGUCCACACUGUCUUUGCCGUCACGGUCCCCUUCAUCUGCAUCUUCUCCUUCGCCUGCACCUACAUGGCCGCGUUCGGCGGGAAACACCUCCUACGACAACAACGGACACUCACCUGCGCAUACGCCCUGCUGCGGAUAGGCACCACGGUACUCUGCAUCUGCGCGGUACGGUGUAUCCCGGGAUACCUGGACGGGACGAUGAACGUAUACCAGGUGGAGGGGUACGAGUGGCACGUGUACAUAUCGAUCUUGUUUUUCCAUUACAAUGCGCCGGUGUCGCUGUAUGGGCUGGAUUGCUUGAUUGGGCGGUAUGGGUUGGUUUGCAGCGGGGUGGACGUGGUGGCGGGCUUGUUGGUGGCAAAGUGGGGGAAUGCGGAUGGGAGCCCGUUGUUGCCGAUCACGCAGUUGUCGAUGGCGUUGUUUGCUGGUAUGUUCGUUCUUGCACAGGUUUUACCAAAACAUCGAACAGUCCUUCUCAUGUCUAUGAUGUUUAUUCAGGCCUCGUAGUAGUCCCCGCCGGCGAACGCAACCGCCGCGAAUUCUUCCACACAGUCAUCCUCUCAACCCCGCCAGAAGUCAAAGCCGCCAAAGCCGAAAAAGCCGGACGCCAAAAAAUGUUCAAAAAGUCGUCCAUAAGCACACCCAGCAUCAUCUCCGCCACGUGCAUCCUCCGCGACCGGG